Molecule: messenger RNA, 1066 nt
Organism: Malaya genurostris
Lineage: Eukaryota; Metazoa; Arthropoda; Insecta; Diptera; Culicidae
Product: serine hydrolase-like protein
Exons: 2
Coding region: 32-955 (307 amino acids)
Source: RefSeq, a predicted model, not a curated record
UACGGCUUUUGGUGAAGCUUUACAUUUGAAAAUGACGAACCCGAAUAGUAAAAUCCAUGCCGUAUCAAUCCCAGUUCCGUUUGGAACUAUCAGCGGUGUGUGGUACGGCCCCAGCAACAUACGACCAAUUCUUUUCAUUCAUGGAUUCUGUGAUAACAGCGGCACAUUUGAGCGGUUGAUACCCUUGCUUCCGGCUCAAUACAGCUACCUGGCGGUGGACCUACCGGGACACGGAAUGUCCUCUCCAAUACCACAGGGAAUGAUGUACCACUGGACCGAUACAGCGCUGGUAAUUUUGUGGAUAAUGAGGGUGUACAAAUGGCCCAAGGUAUCCCUGGUGGGACAUUCUUUGGGUGCUAUCAUGUGCUACAUAUUCAUUGGUCUGCAUCCUGAGAAGGUGGAUCUAUUUGUCGCCCUCGAUGCUCUGCAACUGUCAUAUCCCAGUAAUGUACUUGAACACCAAACUUACCUAAUAGAGCGAUUCGUGGAAGCGGAUUCAUGGAAUGAACCUCGGGAGCUACAUUCUUAUGAAAAUCUAGUGGACAAAAUUCACAAUGGGGCCAAUGAAAUCCCCCGAGAAUUUUGUCAUCACCUUCUAUCGAGAAAUAUUGUUGAGUCCAAAGUUUAUCCAAACAAAUUUCAUUUUCGGCACGACAGAAGAAUAAGCUAUCCUUUUCAUUUGGGCUGGUCGGAGAGAAAUAAUGUUCAAACAGCCAAUUUGAUUAAAUUUCCAAUAUUGAUUAUUAAAGCAAGUGACUCAAUUCAUUACGGAGAUGAGGAAGAAUUUUCGCGAAUAAUAGAAAUCAUAAGAAGCCAGAACGCAAACUUAACACUAAUACACGUGAAAGGUUGCCAUUACGUGCAUUUAAUUAAUCCUGAAAAAGUAGCUCAUGCUAUUGUAGAUUUUUUAGGUACAACUGAAUACAUAAAAAGUGCUCUCCAGAGUAAAUUGUGACAUAUCUUUACAAACACUAUUGUUUUUAGAAAUUUAAUGACAUUUUUAAAUAUAGAAAUUUAGUUUGGUACACCACACCUACAUAUACAAUUCGUUCGAAUUUAAGUGAGA